UAGUGGUGUUUGUUCUUCUUUAAAUACGAACUUCUUUGCAGGAUAUUCCAGCUUAAAGCUGGCUAGUGCACAUGCUUCAAAAAAUUUAUAUAUACAUCCCAUAACAACACAUCCCUAUACUCACCUGCUCCCGUCUCUUUAUUUCCUUUGAUCUUCUUCGCUCGAAAGAAUGACUUCUUCCUUCCAAUGUCUAGCCUAUCUCUACUUGAGCUUUCUUUCCUUCAUUCUUAUACCCAAAACCUUUGCUUGGGAUUGGGGACCUGUGGAUACCACGGAAGGCUUCGUUUCUCUCCCUCUAGAUCAAUCUCACUAUCACAUUCAGAGACCCUAUGAUGUGCCUGAAGACCAGCGUUAUAGCUUCAUCAAUGGAAUUCACAAGUGUUGGGUUUACUCUACAGACAAGCCUCACACUCGUACGAGUCAAACCAAACCCCGAACAGAGAUUGCCAUACACGACUACGGUUAUUCAUCAGGAGUUUGGCAGUUUGAAGGAUAUGGAUAUGUGCCAAACGGGACAUCAGGCGUGUGCAUCAUGCAAGUAUUUGGAGCAAGUCCCCCUCACGCCACGACGCUAAUGAUUAGAGUGUAUAAUGGUUCGCUCAUGUACUAUAAGGGUCCAGUCCUUGUACCAAACAUUUAUGAUAGGUGGUUUCGACUGAAUGUCAUCCACAAUGUUGAUGCCGCAAAAGUGAAAGUUUAUGUUGAUGGGCAUCUCAAAUUGGUGGCAGAAGGCCGUGGAGGAAACUCUCAUGCCUUCAAAUGUGGUGUCUACGCGCAAAAUGACGACUCCCUUUGUAUGGAGUCUCGUUGGAAAGGCAUCAAAGUAUUAAGAAAAUGUGACUGAUCAUGAGUUUGGUGUACGUGAGACUCUUGUAUUUGAACCGAUUAUUAAUGAGUUGUCUUAAGGAGCAAGACUAAA
Juglans microcarpa x Juglans regia is the source of this 919-nucleotide messenger RNA. RefSeq names its product citrate-binding protein-like. Lineage: Eukaryota; Viridiplantae; Streptophyta; Magnoliopsida; Fagales; Juglandaceae. The transcript is spliced from 2 exons. The record is from RefSeq and is a predicted model, not a curated record. The coding region runs from base 170 to 844 and encodes 224 amino acids.